GAGAGAAAAUGUCACACAUAUAGGGAGUGUGGAAAAGCUUUUACUAAUUCUUCAAGCCUCAUGAAACAUCAUAGAAUUAAUACUGCGGAGAAACCUUACACUUGUGAAUAAUGUGGAAAAACCUUUAUUCAUUCUUCAAGCCUCAUUCGACAUCAUAGAAUUCAUACUGGGGAAAAACCUUACACCUGUGAAGCAUGUGGAAAAGCCUUUACUCAGUCCUCAAGCCUCAUUCAACAUCAUAGAAUUCAUACUGGGGAGAAACCUUACACCUGUGAAGAAUGUGGAAAAGCCUUUACUCAGUCCUCAAGCCUCAUUCAACAUCAAAGAAUUCAUACUGGGGAGAAACCUUACACUUGUGAAGAAUGUGGAAAAGCCUUUACUCAGUCCUCAAACCUCAUGGAACAUCAUAGAAUUCAUACUGGGGAGAAACUUUACACUUGUGAAGAAUGUGGAAAAGCCUUUACUCGGUCCUCAAGCCUCAUGCAACAUCAAAGAAUUCAUACUGGGGAGAAACCUUACACCUGUGAAGAAUGUGGAAAAGCCUUUACUCAGUCCUCAAACCUCAUGAAACAUCAUAGAAUUCAUACUGGGGAGAAACCUUACACCUGUGAAGAAUGUGGAAAAGCCUUUACUCAGUACUCAAACCUCAUGGAACAUCAUAGAAUUCAUACUGGGGAGAAACCUUACACCUGUGAAGAAUGUGGAAAAGCCUUUACUCAGUCCUCAAGCCUCAUGAAACAUCAUAGAAUUCAUACUGGGGAGAAACCUUACACAUGUGAAGAAUGUGGAAAAGCCUUUACUCAGUCCUCAAACCUCAUGGAACAUCAUAGAAUUCAUACUGCGGAGAACCCUUAUACCUGUGAUGACUGUGGAAAAGCCUUUAUUUGGUCCUCAAGCCUCAUGGAACAUCAUAGAAUCCAUACUGGGGAGAAACCUUACACCUGUGAAGAAUGUGGAAAAGCCUUUACUCAGUCCUCAAACCUCAUGGAACAUCAUAGAAUUCAGACUGGGGAGAAACCUUUCACUUGUGAAGAAUGUGGAAAAGCCUUUACUCAGUCCUCAAACCUAAUGGAACAUCAUAGAAUUCAUACUGGGGAGAAACCUUACACUUGUGAAGAAUGUGGAAAAGCCUUUACUCAGUCCUCAAGCCUCAUGAAACAUCAUAGAAUUCAUACUGAGAAGAAACCUUACACAUGUGAAGAAUGUGGAAAAGCCUUCAGUUAUUGCUUACACCUAACACAACACGAGAAAAUCCAUACUAGGUAGAAACUUUUACACGUGCAAAAUUGAAAAUUAAAAAUCAG
Messenger RNA from Erinaceus europaeus (western European hedgehog), 1304 nucleotides. Its product is annotated as zinc finger protein 595-like. Gene Ontology annotation, molecular function: RNA polymerase II cis-regulatory region sequence-specific DNA binding; DNA-binding transcription factor activity, RNA polymerase II-specific. NCBI's taxonomy places the organism in Eukaryota, Metazoa, Chordata, Mammalia, Eulipotyphla, Erinaceidae. Gene Ontology annotation, cellular component: nucleus. The transcript is spliced from 2 exons. Gene Ontology annotation, biological process: regulation of transcription by RNA polymerase II. The record is from RefSeq and is a predicted model, not a curated record.